This is a messenger RNA of Mesocestoides corti, 663 nucleotides long. The record is from the annotation of a GenBank genome assembly. Lineage: Eukaryota; Metazoa; Platyhelminthes; Cestoda; Cyclophyllidea; Mesocestoididae.
AUGUCGAGACAACCGCUUUUUCGCGAGCUCUGCCAAGUCGUUGUCGUCGUUGUUGUCACCGUUGUUGUCGCCGUCAUGUUUGUCGUCGUUGACACCCGUGUGUAUGUGGACCGCGAGCACACGCAAUUGGAGCGCAUGAAGUCAGCAGAUAGCUUGACUCUCGACGCAAUCUUGCCGAAUCGGCUAAAUUUCGACAUAGUGCCCUUGAUUUGGCCGCGGUAUCGGCAGCAGCGGAGUAAGUCUACUUUGACAUCAGCCUCGCCUGAUCAAGAUCACCACCAGCAUCGCCGAGCAUACUUACAGCUCGGCCUGCGCGAGGCUACUUCCGUCUCAACGCAUCAAAUUGCAGAUUUCCAAAUGCACCAACAACACCACCAGCAUCAGAAAGCCACUUCACGUGACGCUCGGCGUGUGGGAUUCGAGCACACCGAUGCUGACAGCCAGAAGUCAACAGAUAGCCCAGGUGACAUCAAUUGUGCGUCGGAACCGCCGGUAUUGCAACCAAUGCCCUUGUUGUCUUCGCGUGCAGUUACCUUGACUGCAAUGUUUCUGAGCGUUUUUCAUCACAACAACAGCAACAGUCGCAAAUCAUUUCCUCUCGGUUCAUUCGACUCUGCAGAAACCGAAUCUCCAGUUGACUCAAUUCAACCCUCGCCAUUCUAG